This is a messenger RNA of Danaus chrysippus (African queen), 327 nucleotides long. The record is from the annotation of a GenBank genome assembly. Lineage: Eukaryota; Metazoa; Arthropoda; Insecta; Lepidoptera; Nymphalidae.
AUGAAAGAUAUUGGUUUCGUUUACAAAAAAGUUAACAAAAGGAAGAUUAUUAUGGAGAGGAAUGACAUUGCCCUAGCAAGAUGUUCAUUCUUAAGAAAGGCCAAAAACAUAAGCGAUUGGAGCAAAGUUGUCUUUUUGGAUGAAACAUGGCUAAACGCCAACCAGACAGUGGGUAAAAGUUGGACCGACGAUACGGCACAAUCGUGUACCAAAGUGCCGGAGAGCAAAGGCGAACGCCUUAUUAUUUGUCACGCAGGUACAGCAAGUGGCUUCGUCCCUAAUUGUUUGCUGGCUUUUAAGUCAAAAAAAAACUACAGAGUAUCAUGA